CCUCCCCGUUACAACCUACUCCACAGUCCACACCUUCCGGUCCCCUCGCCGGCCGAACCACCGCACCGGCUGCGCCACCAGUGCCGCGUCUUCGCGGCGCUUGUACCGGCGGCGUUGACUCCCACGCCACCACCAAGUAAGCUAUCAAGUCACCUCACCCUUCCCAAAUCCCACUCCCCCACCCCACACCACCUCUGACCACGCACAAAUGCCCCCGCACGCCUCCCCCACACCCGCCUCCAGGCGCGUCGUCUACGUCCUCCUCGCCGCUCUCGCGUCGGCGCCCUUCCUGCUCCUCCUCCUCCUCUACGAUGGCGCCUCCCCCUCCGCGCUCUGCCCCGCCGCCUCCCGCCGCCUCAGCUACCCGUCCGUCCUCUGGUCCCGCGUGCCCCCGCUCCCCGCGCUCCCCACCUCGCCGCACCCCGCACUCCGCGCCUCCCGCUGGAUCGUCUUCUCCGCGUCGCCGCACCACCUGCGCCACCGCCCGCUGCGCUCCGUUCCCGGGUGGCAGCUCCUCGCCGUCGCCGACGAGGCGACCCCCGCGGGCUGGUCCCACCCGGGCGCCGUCCUGCUCACGCUUGCCGACCAGGCCCUGCUCGGCUUCCGCUCCGUCGCCUUCCUCCCCACGCGAGGGCCCGCACGCAAGGCCGCCGCGUACCUCUUCGCCGUGCAGCGCGGGGCGCGCGUCAUCUACGACGCGGAUGCGCGCAACGCCGUCGUUGGGGGGAACCUCUCCUGCCACUUUGACGUCGAUCUGGACCAGCGCCAAGGGGGCGCCGUGCUGCUGCAGUACAGCCACGCGGAUCCUAACCGGACGGUCGUGAACCCGUACGUGCACUUUGGACAGCCGUCGGUCUGGCCGCGGGGGCUGCCGCUGGAGAGGGCCGGGGAGGUGGGCUCGGAGGAGUUCUACACGGAGGUGUUUGGCGGUGGGCAGUUCAUACAGCAGGGCCUGUGCAAUGGGCUUCCGGAUGUUGACGCUGUGUUCUACUUCACCCGGAAGUCAUCGGAAAUGGAAGCAUUUGAUUUCCGGUUUGAUGCGGAUGCACCCAAGGUGGCACUGCCGCAGGGCAUGAUGACGCCAGUCAACUAUGUUAACACACUGUUCCACUCAGCGGCGUUCUGGGGGCUUGCAUUGCCGGUAUCUGUGAGUCCAAUGGCGUCGGAUGUCAUACGUGGGUACUGGGUGCAGAGGAUACUAUGGGAGAUUGGAGGGUACUUAGUGGUCUACCCACCGACUGUGCACCGCAUCGAUGAUGUGCAUGCUCACCCAUUCGAUGAUGAGAAGGAUAUCCAUGUCAAUGUAGGGAGGUUGAUAAAGUUCCUGUUGGAAUGGCGGUCCAGAAAGCAGACACUAUUCGAGCGAAUUCUUGAUUUGAGCUAUGCGAUGACAGAGGAGAGAUUCUGGGCUGAAAAGGAUUUGCAUUUCAUGGCUGCGUGGCUGCAAGAUCUGGUCGCUGUUGGGUACCGGCAACCAAGGUUGAUGUCCUUGGAGAUUGACCGUCCGAGGGCGACCAUUGGACAUGGGGACAAGCUGGAGUUUUCCCCCAAGAAGCUGCCUUCUGUGCAUCUCGGGGUUGAGGAGAUUGGGGAAGUAAGCACUGAGAUUGGCAAUCUCAUAAAAUGGAGGAAGCAUUUUGGUGAUGUCGUGCUCAUAGUGCAUUGCACCGAACCUGUGGACCGAACUGCACUUGAGUGGAGGCUGCUUUAUGGUCGGAUAUUCCGGGCAGUUGUUAUUCUUUCAGAACAAGGAAAUUCUGAUCUUGCUGUAGAAUUCAGCAACUUGGCACAAGCCUACAAGUACUUGCCCAAGGUGUUUGAUCGAUUUGCAGGUGCUCAAGGAUUUUUGUUCCUUCAGGAUCAUAUGGUCCUUAAUUACUGGAGCCUCUUGAAUGCCGAUAAGGCAAAACUCUGGAUAACCAACCAGGUGAAGGAAUCUUGGUCGGAUGUCCCUCUACAGGGUAAUAAAAAUGAUUGGUUCGUGAACCAAGGAGAGAUGGUUAAAAAGGCAGUCGGUAGUUUCCCAUUUCAUUAUCAAGCCAAUUACAAAAGAAGUGUAGGUGAAAAUAAGAUAAUACAUUGCAGCAGUGAGAUAUUUUAUAUACCUCAACGGCAUAUCAGUGACUUCUCAUAUCUUGUUAAAGUUAUUGGAAGCUUAGACAUUCAUCACAACAUUGCAGUCCCCAUGUUAUUCCUUGCAAUGGAUUCACCAAGCAACUUCGAAUCCAAAUCAUUGACAAAACUUGUUUAUAGGACAGAUCUGCCAUCGAAUACCACUUUCUCAACAAUUUAUACUGCUGAAGCACAUGCAGUGUACCCUGUGAAGGUUCGGAAUGAGAUGGAUUUUGUAAAGCUAAUCAGAGUCAUGGCUUCAGGAGAUCCAUUUCUUAUGGAAUUGGUCUGAUCUAGGAUUCCACUAAAAUUUGAUAUUUCGGGUUGAUAAGGGAAAAAAUAACAAUGUUCAAGAUGCAAUUUUAUUCCUUUUCGCCCCUCUUUCAGCUGUAAAUUCAAUUUGACACCCAUCUUUUUUUUAUUUUGGGUAAUCUAGUGUUACUUGAUCUCACUGUACAUGCACUCAGAUGAUAGAAACUUACUUUGUUGA
Molecule: messenger RNA, 2602 nt
Organism: Phragmites australis (common reed)
Lineage: Eukaryota; Viridiplantae; Streptophyta; Magnoliopsida; Poales; Poaceae
Product: probable glycosyltransferase STELLO1
Exons: 4
Coding region: 209-2404 (731 amino acids)
Source: RefSeq, a predicted model, not a curated record